AAUAAAAAUAUCCGUUAUAUUGGAUUUUUUUUAAUAAAAUAUAAUGUUGCUUUGGAAAGUUAUAACAUUGUUAUUAUUGAGCAUAUUGCUGGUAUUCGCUAAAGAGAAUUGGAUAAGACCAGGUUGUCAUAAAGUAGGUAACACACGUAAAAUAGCCAUACCGGAAUGUGUAGAAUUUCAUAUAACCACAAAUGCUUGUCGAGGCUUUUGCGAAUCGUAUGCUGUGCCAUCUGCAGCCUGGAGUAGUGCGGCCGUCAGCAGUUUCUUUAAGCCCACUAAACCAGUAAUAUCAGUGGGUCAAUGCUGUAAUAUGAUGGAAUCAGAAGAAAUCCAAAAACGAGUGUUAUGUAUAAAUGGGAUGAGAAAUUUCACCUUUAAAUCGGCCGUUUCUUGCAGUUGUUAUCAUUGCAAAAAGGAUUAAAGAUUGCUUUUUUUUUUAAGUUAAA
This is a messenger RNA of Glossina fuscipes, 446 nucleotides long. It is a transcript of the gene Gpa2, whose product is annotated as thyrostimulin alpha-2 subunit. The transcript is spliced from 2 exons. Gene Ontology annotation, molecular function: hormone receptor binding. Gene Ontology annotation, biological process: cell surface receptor signaling pathway. Bases 44 to 421 code for a protein of 125 amino acids. NCBI's taxonomy places the organism in Eukaryota, Metazoa, Arthropoda, Insecta, Diptera, Glossinidae. The record is from RefSeq and is a predicted model, not a curated record.